AUGUUCCAAAUCUUUGCUGAGCACUUCUUUGGUGGAGUGGAGAUGAUUCUUCUCACAGCCAUGGCCUAUGACCGUUAUGUGGCCAUUUGCAAGCCCCUGCACUACUCUUCUAUCAUGAACUGGAGGCUCUGUGGAAUUCUGGUGGGAGUAGCCUGGACAGGGGGCUUCUUGCAUGCCAUGAUACAAAUUCUCUUUACUUUCCAGUUGCCCUUUUGUGGCCCCAAUGUCAUUGAUCAUUUUAUGUGUGACUUAUACCCAUUACUGAAGCUUGCCUGCAUGGACACACAUAUUCUUGGUAUUUUGGUGGUUGCUAACAGUGGGUUCUUCUGCAUUUUAAUCUUCUCCUUGUUGCUUAUCUCUUAUGGUGUCAUUUUGUUCUCAUUAAGAACCCAUAGUUCUGCAGAGAAGUGGAAAGCUCUCUCCACCUGUGGAUCUCACAUUGCUGUUGUGCUUUUGUUUUUUGUCCCAUGCGUGUUUGAAUACGCACGACUUCCAACUACUCUCUCCUCUGACAAAAUGGUAGCAAUAUUUUACACCAUCCUAAGUCCUUUGCUUAAUCCUUUGAUUUAUACUUUCAGGAAUAAGGACAUGAAACAAGUCAUGAGGAAAGUGUGGAAAAGAUUGAGGGUUGAUUCUGAUGAAAAAUAA
Messenger RNA from Tupaia belangeri chinensis (Chinese tree shrew), 648 nucleotides. RefSeq names its product olfactory receptor 4C15-like. The record is from RefSeq and is a predicted model, not a curated record. The transcript has a single exon. Gene Ontology annotation, biological process: G protein-coupled receptor signaling pathway. Bases 1 to 648 code for a protein of 215 amino acids. Gene Ontology annotation, molecular function: G protein-coupled receptor activity; olfactory receptor activity. Gene Ontology annotation, cellular component: membrane. NCBI's taxonomy places the organism in Eukaryota, Metazoa, Chordata, Mammalia, Scandentia, Tupaiidae.